UGUUGUCCGCUUACUUUGGUUUGGUUGGUUUGACCGGCUUGAUAAAUGUUUUUGGUUUUGUGAUUAAAAGUGCAGCAGUAACAAGAACCGGCAAAUACAUACAUAAUUUGUGUGAGAGUUAUUAGUCAAGAAUAGAAAAUGGUGGGUAUCGAUCCUGGGGCAUGGGCGUCGGAAGAUACCAUGAGAAUUAUGAUUGCAUCUGAUAUUCAUCUGGGGCAUUUAGAAAACGAUGCCGUACGUGGCGAGGAUAGUUUCAUAGCAUUCGAAGAAGUCUUGUCCCUCGCCGUAGAAUACGAUGUGGAUAUGAUCCUGCUUGGCGGCGACCUGUUUGACCACGCGAAGCCUUCGCCCAGUUGCAUGUACAAGUGUACGCAGCUAAUACGUAAGUACUGUCUGGGCGACAAACAAAUUGCCAUAGAACUACUCUCUGAUCAACUGGAAAACUUUUCUCGCGUUGUUAACUAUGAGGAUCCUAACCUGAAUGUGUCUUAUCCUAUUUUAUCUAUCCACGGUAACCACGAUGACCCAGUGGGGCAAGGCAGUAUCAGCUCAUUGGAUAUUUUGUCAAUCACUGGGCUGGUGAAUUAUUUUGGCAAGUGGACUGACUAUACACAGGUUCGAAUUUCACCUGUGCUCAUGCAGAAAGGUUGCACAAAACUAGCAUUGUAUGGCCUUAGUCAUCUUAAAGAUCAGAGGCUAGCUCGGCUCUUUGCUGAAAAGAAAGUGGAGAUGGAGCGUCCAGAUGAUGGGGAGGACUGGUUCAAUCUACUAACAUUACACCAGAAUAGAGCAGACAGGGGGCCUAGUAACUAUAUUCGAGAAGAUGUUUUGCCUAACUUUUUAGAUAUGGUUGUAUGGGGACAUGAGCAUGAUUGCCAAUUGUUUGCUGUCAAAGAAAAUAAGAGGGAACAUGAGGGAUUUAUUGUUGUGCAGCCAGGAAGCACCGUGGCCACGUCGCUGGCGACCGGGGAGGCCCUUCCUAAACAUUGUGCUUUGCUGCAAAUUCACAAACAUGAUUAUAUACUGACUCCAGUACAAUUAAAAACUGUUCGUCCAUUUAUCUUCAAAACAGUCGUACUCUCUGAAGAAAAUUUAGGAGAAGAGGAAGUUAAUGAAAACGAAAAAGUUCAAGAAUUAUUGAAAGGAAAAGUCAAUGAAGCAAUUGAAGAAGCCCAGCGCUUGCUGAGCGGGCACCCCAAGCAGCCCACCAUGCCUCUAGUCAGACUGAGUGUGUUCUUUGAAAGAGACGCACAAGAUUUCAACAGAGUAAGAUUUGGUCAAAACUUCAAUGGCUUAGUGGCAAAUCCCAAUGAUGUUCUCAAAAUGAAGAGGGAAAAGAAGAUUCGUGACCGAAAAGAGAAUGUUCCUAUCAAUGAUGAUGAAACCAUGAGUAGUGCCGCUGUCAAUGCUGUGGACAUAGAGUCAUUGCUGCAAGAUUACUUCCAUACCCUACCACCUGAGCGGCGGCUGACCGUGUUAUCUGUGCGCGCAGUCACCGACGCCGUGCGCGACUUCACACUCAAGCACGACGAGGACAUCUUCCGACGCGUGUUCGACGCCCACCGGCAGCGCUGCGUCGCCGCGCUGCACGCCGCCGGCGCCGAGACCGUCGAGGACGUGGAGGCGCAGCUCAAGGUCAGCAAACAGGAGCUCGACGCGGCCGACAAUGACACGCUCAGCGUGCUCAUCGACAGGAGCCGGCCGGUGUCCAAGCCCGCCAAGCCGAUAGUGCGCCUCUCCAACACCACCACCAGCCCAGUGAUCAGCAAGCGCGGCGGCGGCGUGGUGGUGCUGUCGAGCGACGACGACGAGCCGGUGGCGGAGGUGGCUCGAGGGCGGGGGCGCGGAGCGCGGGGCGGUCGCGGCGGGCGCGGCUCGCGCGGCGGGCGCGGCGGCCGCAGCACGCGCGCUAGCAAGGAGGUGGAGCCGGAGCGCGAACCGGUCCCCGAGCGCCGCACGCCGCGUCGCGCCGCUCAAAAAACUAACAAUUGGCUCCAGAGCAUAGCUAAUUCUCAUCGCAGAAUCGAUAUCGACGAUUCGGACUGAAAAAUUCCAAUAGCUAAGUCGUAAGUCAUAAGUAAGCGUAAAUAAGGUUAUUAGGUCAAUAAGACAAAUGCAGACGUUUUUGUAAUACAUUAUAUAAUAAUUAACUAAGAAAUGGACUAUAUUUUGCUCCACUUUGUUACCCCCUCAUUAAAGAUACCUGUGAAAUUUUAAAAUAAGUAGAUUUUUACCACUGCCUUUCCCUACAAACUGUUCAUUAGUUAAAAUCGCAUCAAAUUUGAUUAAACAGUUCUUUCUUGGUUAAGGGA
This is a messenger RNA of Amyelois transitella, 2312 nucleotides long. It is a transcript of the gene mre11, whose product is annotated as double-strand break repair protein MRE11. Gene Ontology annotation, molecular function: DNA endonuclease activity; 3'-5'-DNA exonuclease activity; manganese ion binding. The transcript has a single exon. The record is from RefSeq and is a predicted model, not a curated record. Gene Ontology annotation, cellular component: Mre11 complex; nucleus. The coding region runs from base 139 to 2046 and encodes 635 amino acids. Gene Ontology annotation, biological process: double-strand break repair via nonhomologous end joining; mitotic G2 DNA damage checkpoint signaling; mitochondrial double-strand break repair via homologous recombination. Lineage: Eukaryota; Metazoa; Arthropoda; Insecta; Lepidoptera; Pyralidae.